AUGAAAGAAUUCCAAACUUAUAAGGAUAUCAAUUUCUACAUUCCCAGUAGAUACAAAAUUGAAAAGUGCUUAGGUCGCGGUACAUACGGCGUAGUCUGUAAAGCCAUGGAUACCAAGGCUACGGAACCUAUUCCUCUUGCUAUCAAGAAGAUAGGCAAGAUUCUUACCAAAGAAGUCUUGAUGAGAAGGACAAUCCGCGAGUUAAAACUUAUGAGGUUCUUCAAAGGUCACCCAAACGUAUGUGAGUCCGAUUUAUUUGAUCUACACAGAGUACUAAUUCCAGAUUGUGUCGUUAAUAGACGUCCACCUAGUCAUGGAAAAGCCAUAUGA
Australozyma saopauloensis is the source of this 330-nucleotide messenger RNA. RefSeq names its product mitogen-activated protein kinase (gene CSK1). The coding region runs from base 1 to 330 and encodes 109 amino acids. The transcript has a single exon. Gene Ontology annotation, cellular component: cytoplasm; nucleus. Gene Ontology annotation, biological process: intracellular signal transduction; protein phosphorylation. The record is from RefSeq and is a predicted model, not a curated record. Gene Ontology annotation, molecular function: MAP kinase activity; ATP binding. NCBI's taxonomy places the organism in Eukaryota, Fungi, Ascomycota, Pichiomycetes, Serinales, Metschnikowiaceae.